GAGCAUACUGAUAUACGACGACGUAGAAGGGUCGUCAGCAGGAGUGAGGUGCAGAUCUUUCGUGCUUCCUCAAUCACCCAGUCUUCUCCCACGGAGAUAGACAAUGGCGUCCCAAACAUCGAGGCUAACAUUCAGAGUACUAUUAGGCAUUCUGGUCAUUUUAGCGCUCUACUACGUCGGCCGCCCUCUCUACUGGAAAAUCUCCGCCACCGUCCACGACAUCCGCCACAACAAACAAACCGUCUCCGGAGGUUUUUCGCAAAUUGUUCAGGAAGCGCAGCGAUCGGUAGGGUGGUUCCACGAUGAGUCCGAUUCGGGAGUGCAUGUUGACCAGAAAUCGGCGGCUGCGAGGAGGCUUCUGUUUGCUAAUCAGUGUUGAGAACUUUGCUGGAUAUAGAAGGCGUAUUAUGCUUUGGUUUUGUGUGCUUAAGUUUGCGUAUCGCGUAUCAUGGGAGAUGGAGAAACUCCAUACUAGAUAGAUGGAAUCACAGAAGGAUGUGAAAACAUAUUGAUUCCAAUGGAAAUCACACCUUCAGGCCAUUUGCUUCUAUAUGAGAUUUUGGGCCCUAGCUUGUCGUGUGGGGAAGAUAUGUGGAUUGUUUUCCUUUGUAUGAUUGUAUACAUGUUAACAUUAUGACUAGUCUAAAAAUUUUUGACACUUGCAAGAGGUUGA
Ipomoea nil (Japanese morning glory) is the source of this 673-nucleotide messenger RNA. RefSeq lists its product as uncharacterized. The record is from RefSeq and is a predicted model, not a curated record. The transcript is spliced from 3 exons. NCBI's taxonomy places the organism in Eukaryota, Viridiplantae, Streptophyta, Magnoliopsida, Solanales, Convolvulaceae. Bases 104 to 379 code for a protein of 91 amino acids.